Emiliania huxleyi CCMP1516 is the source of this 1029-nucleotide messenger RNA. RefSeq lists its product as hypothetical. The transcript is spliced from 2 exons. NCBI's taxonomy places the organism in Eukaryota, Haptophyta, Isochrysidales, Noelaerhabdaceae. The record is from RefSeq and is a predicted model, not a curated record. Bases 1 to 873 code for a protein of 290 amino acids.
AUGGCGCUCGUGUGGAGCUCCGGGUCGCUCCUCGAGCGCGAGGGGUGCGCCGCCUUCCCGUGGGCGCACAACGGCGAGCAAGACGAGGAGUACGCGGCGGUGCACGGCGUGCUGUACAACGCCACCUCCGACGAGGGCCUCAAGGAGGACAUCGAGGACAAGAGCAACCCCAAGAAGGAGGGCUGCGAUGACGGCGGCGACGGGAGGCCGGGCGCGUGUCCGCUCGGCGAGACGGUGGACCGCCGCUCGACCAAGGACGGCGCCUCGGCGGAGGCGCUCGCGUUGGGCGUGGCGUGCGGCCGGAUGAUCGCAGUCACGGCGACGGAGAAGGGCGGCAUCGCGUUUGUCUUUGACGUCUCCGACCCGGGCUCGCCCGCGUCGCGGCACGCCAACCCGACCGUGGCGUACGCCUAUGGCUACCUCGGCGACAUCGACUCGGAGACCAUCCUUUUCCUCGACGCGUCGCACUCGCCGACGGGCGCCGCCGCGGUCAUGUUUGCGGGCGCGUGGUCGGGAACCAUCUCCCUGUACGACCUCCGCAUGGCAGACGGCUCCCGCUGCACGUCGCUCGUCGGGCCGACGGCGCAGGGCGACGCGCGCGGCGACGGAUCGCUCGGCGCGGUUGGCAAGCCCAGUCCGCAUCCCUCGCCGACCGCGGCGCCAGUGCCGGCGCCCCCGGUGGUGGCAGCGCCGCCGACAAGCUCGCCUGGCAUAGAAGCGCCGUUUGCCUUUGGCGCCGCUGCAGUCGUCCUUCUGGUCUGUGCCGCGUACGGUUGCGGCACUUUCCUCGGGCUCGGGUGCCUGCCCCAGAGUCGGGCGUGGACGAGGAUGGAGGAGCCCGUCCGCCCAGAGAUUCUCCAGCCCGCCAAGUGAGCGCGAACUUCCGGGCGGCACAACCGACGCCCCAAUGGCAGCAAUGAUCUCAGUAGCACGUACAGUACCGGGGACUGACGUAUCGAAAGGGUGUUCCUGUCAUCCUGUGUAGAGUGUAGUUCGCGGCACUUGAUUGAGAUACAGUACGCGGCACGC